CCGUGUGGUGGUUGCUGCUGCCUUCACAUAUAACAACAUAAAAUAUUAAACUUAUAAUACCCAUAAGAGAAAAACUAGUGUGUCUUAUAUGUUUGUAUGGAUUAUAACCACAGCUGCACGUUUGUGUUAACACUUUAGUUUUAAAAUGGCGGAUGAAAGCGUGUGUAAACUCUUAAUCAAGCUGACCCAGGAUGGACAUUUGUGUAAGAUUAAAAAGCAAAUAGAGGCGACGAGCGAAAUCAAACAGAUAAUUUUAAAUGCACAUUUGGGGAAAUCUGGAGACACUCUGUUACAUUACGCUGCACGACAUGGACAUUUAGACGUCGUGAAGUAUUUUGUUGAGGACCUGAAUAUGGACGUCGAGCUUUACAAUAACGACUACAAGCGCGCUUUACACGAAGCUUCUUCCAUGAGUCAUGAGCAAUGUGUUCGCUAUCUUAUCGAGAGAGGUGCAAAAAUUGACUGUCUGAAGAAGGCAGACUGGACUCCUCUUAUGAUGGCCUGCACACGCCAUAACCUUGAAGUUAUCAAAGUGCUUCUGGACCAUGGUGCCGACUUGUCUCUGCAGAAUAAAGACGGCUGGAACUCGUUCCACAUUGCAUGCCGAGAAGGCGAUCCUUCCGUGAUAUCGCACCUUCUGCACACCAGGCCGGAAGUCUGGAGGACAGAGAGCAAGACACGUCGGACUCCUCUACAUACCGCUGCUAUGCAUGGCUGUCUGGAUGUUGUCAAGAUUCUUCUUGAGAGAUGUGAUUAUAAGCCUGAUGAAAGAGACAGCUGUGGAGUUACACCAUUUAUGGACGCAGUGAGAAAUGGACAUCUGUGUGUAGCCAAACUGCUGCUGGAGAAACAUCAGGCUUGUCCAAAUGCAGUAGAUAUUCUGGGAACGCAGCCACUACACCAGGCCUCUGUAACAGCCCAAGAAGAGGCACUGCGAUUCCUCGUACACGAGCUUGGCAUCGAUGCGAAUAUACGAGCUACAGCGAUGGAGCUUACAGCUCUUCAUUAUGCUGCCAAGGAAGGACACACGGACACCAUAAAAACCCUGCUGCAGUUAGGUGCUGAUCUUCACGCAAGGGAUAAGAAAGGACGGUCAGCUUUACACAUGGCGUGCAUCGGCCAGCAUGCGAUCACAGCUCGGACUCUGUUGCAGCUCGGACUCACAGAUACAGCGGACAGCACGGGCACUACAGCUAGACAACAUGCCAAGAAACCAGACAUAACCAGAGUGUUUGAGACACCGGUGGAGCCAGAACCUUAAAAAAAAUCUAUGCAGAUUAAUUGUAUUGUAUUAUAAUUCUACAGAAAUUCUGUACAAAUGCAUUUAAAAUGAAUGAAGCACUUUUUGUUUGGAGUUUGGUGGAAAAUCAUUUUUAAAGGAGCUCUUUCAGAGGAAGAUAAUGCUGAAUAAAAUAUGAAUAAAAUAUAGUCAUA
Clarias gariepinus (North African catfish) is the source of this 1434-nucleotide messenger RNA. RefSeq names its product ankyrin repeat domain 16 (gene ankrd16). The coding region runs from base 146 to 1261 and encodes 371 amino acids. The transcript is spliced from 7 exons. NCBI's taxonomy places the organism in Eukaryota, Metazoa, Chordata, Actinopteri, Siluriformes, Clariidae. The record is from RefSeq and is a predicted model, not a curated record. Gene Ontology annotation, molecular function: protein binding.